Molecule: messenger RNA, 2565 nt
Organism: Sycon ciliatum
Lineage: Eukaryota; Metazoa; Porifera; Calcarea; Leucosolenida; Sycettidae
Exons: 3
Coding region: 196-2028 (610 amino acids)
Biological process (GO): cell wall macromolecule catabolic process; peptidoglycan catabolic process
Molecular function (GO): lysozyme activity
Source: RefSeq, a predicted model, not a curated record
GCUCGCUCUAUUCCACAUGUGCCACACUAGCUGGCCCGUGGCCGAAUUUUCUCUCUCCAACCUCUCCUUUCCGCAUCAUCGCUCCAAAGUUGGCGUCCAUUGCGGCAGCGAGACGCAAACUGAUACGUCUCCACUUUCGUACAAGGCACUGCCAGUGCCAGUAGCAUCUGCAAGAGCUGGACACAACUGCCAAAGAUGCGGCUCCUGGAGAUGUUCUUCCCUCUCCUGUUGGCCUGCACAUGUCUGGGCUUGUCACACAGCAGCGAUCUGCUCCAAGACGCUACCGCUGAACACGACUUCUCAGAUCUGAAUGAGGUGGAUGAUGACAAUGAUGGACACCUAGACAUCUCAGUACAAGAGGCCAGGUCACCACGAUUUCCGAUCAGGCCGGGUUGGCCACCAAGUCGUCCGAUCGGUUGGCCACCAAGUAGUCCGAUCGGUUGGCCACCAAGUCGUCCCAACAUACGCCAGCCAUUAUCUGGAGAUCUUCGCUCCCCUGAGCUUCAGCUGGAGACCAGGUCACCUCGUUUCCGCGGUGGAUUUGGCGGAGGUUUCGGUGGAGGUUUCCGUGGACGAGUUGGUGGUGGCGGUUUCCGUGGACGAGUUGGUGGCGGCGGUUUCCGUGGACGAGUUGGUGGCGGUGGUUUCAGGGCAUCGCCAAGGCGAAUUUCACCAGUACGAAUCUCACGUCGACCCACGAGCGGAAUUGGCAAAAAGCUGAGCGGCAUUGCCAACAGAUCAUGGAGUAAGGCGAAGGGUCUUUCCCGAAAAGUGAAGGGCCCUGUCGGAUCUACUGUGAGGAGAAUAGCCAAAAAGCUUGUGAAGCCAAGUAAGAAGAUUGUCAGAAAGAUGAGCAGCAUUGCCAACAGAUCAUGGAGUAAGGCGAAGAGUCUUUUCCGAAGAGUGAAGGGCCCUGCUGGAUCUACUGUGAGGAGAAUAGCCAGAAAGCUUGUGAAGCCAAGUAAGAAGAUUGUCAGAAAGAUGCUCCGAAAGGGGAAGAACAUCUUCACAAAACGGCCCAGAGACUUUUAUAGGAAGGCAAAAUCCAAGGUGUCCAAGAGGCUGAAGAAAAUCCUCAGAGGAUUGAAAUCAAAUACUAAGGGAGGAGCCAAGAAAACCCUGAAGCGCAUCAAGAAGCUGCUCAAGGACAAGUGGAAGGUCCUUUCGAAGUUUCCCAAGAAGACUGUGAAGAAGCUCCGCAAGGCUAUGAAGAACUUGAAGAAGUCCAUCAAAGACCAGAUCAAGAAGAAGCGCACCCGUGGCAACGGAAAGAGUGGCGGCGGUAACGAAGGUGAUCAGGCGGGAGGCGGCAAUGGAGGCGACGAGAAGUCAUCGCCAAUGAAGGAUUUCUUAAAAAAAUUCCUCGAGAACGCCCUAGAUGGCCUGCAGGGUGGUGGCGAUGGCGGUGGUGGUGGUGAUAAUGAUGGUGGUGGUGGUGGUGGAGAUGGAGGAAACACACCUCCCGAUGAUCCGGGUCCCCAAGAGCCUGCUGAACCCGAAGAACCCGACCUACCCGACAUUGAGGACGACCCAACACCCACAUCAACACAGGCAACAGUCGCAACCGCCGCACCUCAAGUCAGGGCAAGGCGCAUGUCGAAGAAGGGACUCGAUCUGGUGAAGUCUCUCUCCGGUCUGCGCCUCAAUGCCUAUGUGGACCCAGUGGGCGUGCUAGCCAUCGGGUAUGGACAUACGAAGAAUGUUCGCCUGGGUCAGCGAAUCACCAUCCAGCAAGCUAAUCGCUUGCUAUUGCAGGAUGUGGCGUGGGCGGAGAAUGCCGUGAACAGCAUGGUACGAUAUCCUGUCAAGCAAAGCCAGUUCGACGCAUUGGUAUCCUUUACCUUCAGUGUUGGCGCAGCUAACUUCAAGUCCAGCACCCUGCUGAAGGUGAUUAAUGCUGGCCAGCUACAGAGAGUCCCGCAGGAGCUGAGGAGAUGGAACAAGGGAACACUUCGCAUGAAGCUGCGGGAGCUGCCUGGUCUGGUCGUGCGUCGCGAGAAGGAGAUUGCCCUGUGGAAUGGCGAGUGAUCGACGAUCCCCCCACCAUGGCUCAUGUUCACCCUGUUCUGUUUUCGCAGGUGAACCUGUGCCACUGCAUUAUCCUACCCCGGUCAUGAUCACCAUUCUUUCAUGACAACUGUUUCAUUCCAGCUGGAGCCUUGACUCACAUUCAAGCAAUUGUUGUUUUUUUUAAUUUCGAUUUCGUCGUAGUUUUGGAUAUCACUCAGCACUGGAUGUCAACUUUCUCUCUCCUGUCAUGCUGCAUGACCAUGAUUGUAGAAUGUAGUUCACGUACACAUUCAGUGCGUCACCCUAUUCUCCUGUGGCACAUCUUGUGUGGUGCAGCGUGAGUGUAUUUUCAAUUUUUCAUGUGGCCUCCGGGCACUGGCCAGUGCAUUUCGGACUCAGGGUUCUCUUUGUCUGGAGUUCUGACUUCUCUCUUGGACAUAAUCAUGACUAUUGUUUCGUUACACCCUGUGCUAGUUUCUGAUCAGAUGCUAUUGCUGUUUAAUACUAGAGUACGGUCACAAUUCUCUUUGACUGAUAAUAAUGGUCUUUGAUGAU